ACGUGAUGUUAUGUGCGAUAAAAUUGUGUUUAUUUUAUUAAUAUUAAGUUGUCUUCAGUACUGACCAUCACUUCAUUAACUAUUGCUAUGUCUUCAUUGAUAUCUUCAAAUGUCAACAAUUGGUUGCAUUUGUUGAUCACUCAGACAUCACCCAUCAGUUCAUCCGAUGUCCACAAUGUGUGCCAACUGAUUCAAACAAAUGAGUUAACUCUUGAAAAAGUAGUCAUAGAUUUGGGACCACUUAUAACGGACAGUGAUAUCAAUGAACGGUUAAAGGGUUUAAAUAUAUUGUCAGUGAUUAUUAAAUCCCUUCCCAAAGACUUGUUGUCACAAAAUGAAAUUCAACAUUUGAUACAAUUUUAUUGUCAUCGACUUCAAGACAGUGAGCCAUCGAUUGCUACAAUCUUUUCGGGACUUUUAGCUCUCAUUGAAUGUCUUAAUUUUGACGAAAGUUUGAAUCAAAUGGUCGUCAAUGGUUUAACCAAAAAAAUGUUUGAAAGUGACAGACAGUAUACUGAAUCAGAAAAAUCUCUUCUUUUCCAAAUUUUAGGCCAACUUUUUAAAAAUAAUUCAAAUGAUGUUGUUUUAAAUGCAAUGCUAACAAAUGAAGUGAACGGUCAAACACUUUUGCCUAUAAUAUUGGAGGCAAUAAGUGAAGAAAAAAGUAAUAGUAAUUCAUCUGAAUUGAGUCAUUUGGCAGCUCUUGAUGUCAUUUUGCAAAUAUUAGUUGAGGGAAAUCAAGAUAUAUUAGGACCGAGUCUUAAAUCAACUGUAAAUAAUUGUAUCAAUUUAUCAAUCAAUAGUUCAUACCUUAAAGUGAGACGCUCUGCACUCAACUGUUUGGCACUAAUUGCCAACAAUUUUAAUGAUUCAGAUUUAAAUAGUUUAAGAGAUGAAGUUAUCAGGAGAUUGAAGAUAACAUUGAAUGAUAAGAAACGACUCGUUCGUAAAAGUGCUGUCAGAGCCCGAUGUCAGUGGAUUUUUGUCGGACAACCCGGCAGAUGAUAACAAAGAUAACAUCAUUUUUAAUAUUAUUAAUACCAUUACUAAUAAAUAUAAAUAACUUUAUAAUAACAAUAAUUUU
Molecule: messenger RNA, 1084 nt
Organism: Oppia nitens
Lineage: Eukaryota; Metazoa; Arthropoda; Arachnida; Sarcoptiformes; Oppiidae
Gene: Mms19
Exons: 6
Coding region: 88-1005 (305 amino acids)
Biological process (GO): iron-sulfur cluster assembly
Cellular component (GO): cytosolic [4Fe-4S] assembly targeting complex
Source: RefSeq, a predicted model, not a curated record